Molecule: messenger RNA, 2934 nt
Organism: Striga hermonthica
Lineage: Eukaryota; Viridiplantae; Streptophyta; Magnoliopsida; Lamiales; Orobanchaceae
Source: the annotation of a GenBank genome assembly
AUGGCGUCCUGGCAAAUAGACGAACAGCAGGGGCUCCGCACCGAACGUAUUGCCACCGUCUUGGAGUUCGAAAGCUUCGGAAUCAAUUUGUACGGUGGCCUAGGUUGUUGGAGAACAGUAGACUUUGUAUCUCUUUCUGUUGGUUAUCUCGGUCAGAAUCCUGAGCUGUCCGGUGAGAUGGGAUUGACAGAAAAGGAUGUUGACAAUGAAAAAGUGAGGGACGCCAUAGAUAGUCAGGUUUCGGUAAAAAAGCAGCCUUCGAUUGGCAGUGGAAGCCCUUUGAGCAUUAGUGGCGGGAGUAAGUGUUUCAAAGGGAAAGAUGCGUUAUCUUAUGCUAAUAUUCUCCGCUCAAGGAACAAAUUUGUGGAUGCCUUUGCUGUCUAUGAGAGUGUGUUGGAGAGGGAAUGCGAAAAUGUUGAAGCUCAUAUUGGUAAAGGGAUUUGCCUUCAGAUGCAAAACUUGGGGAGGGUCGCAUAUGAGAGUUUUGCUGAAGCCGUGAGGCUGGAUCCAGAAAAUGCUUGCGCACUCACACAUUGUGGUAUCUUGUAUAAAGAUGAGGGGCGACUGGUGGAGGCGGCUGAGAUGUAUCAGAAAGCUCUAAAGGCUGAUCCAUCAUACAAGCUAGCAGCAGAAUGCUUGGCAAUUGUUUUGACAGAUCUUGGCACGAGUCUAAAACUUGCUGGAAACUCUCAGGAGGGAAUCCAGAAGUACUAUGAAGCUAUUAAGAUCGACCCACACUAUGCUCCUGCUUAUUAUAACCUUGGUGUUGUGUAUUCGGAGAUGAUGCAAUAUGACACGGCCCUUAGUUGUUAUGAAAGAGCUGCAAUAGAGCGACCCAUGUACGCAGAAGCAUAUUGCAACAUGGGUGUCAUUUAUAAAAAUCGUGGGGAUUUGGAGUCAGCAAUAGCCUGUUAUGAUAGGUGUCUAACUGUUUCCCCAAACUUUGAGAUUGCAAAAAAUAACAUGGCCAUUGCCUUAACAGAUUUAGGCACAAAGGUUAAAUUGGAGGGUGACAUCAACCAGGGUGUUGCAUAUUAUAAGAAAGCUCUUUGCUACAAUUGGCACUAUGCUGAUGCCAUGUACAAUCUUGGUGUUGCUUAUGGAGAAAUGCUGAAGUUUGACAUGGCAAUUGUAUUUUAUGAACUUGCAUUCCACUUCAAUCCCCAUUGUGCGGAGGCAUGUAACAAUUUAGGGGUGAUAUACAAGGAUCGUGACAACCUCGAUAAAGCAGUAGAGUGUUACCAGAUGGCUUUAUCUAUCAAACCCAACUUUUCACAGUCACUAAACAAUCUUGGAGUUGUGUAUACCGUCCAGGGUAAAAUGGACGCUGCAGCAAGCAUGAUUGAGAAAGCUAUUGUUGCUAAUCCAACGUAUGCUGAGGCAUAUAACAAUUUAGGGGUUCUUUACCGAGAUGCUGGAAAUAUAUCUCUGGCAGUUGAAGCUUAUGAGCAGUGCCUCAAAAUAGAUCCAGACUCCCGCAAUGCAGGCCAGAAUCGCCUACUAGCAUUGAACUACAUAUAUGAAGGAGCUGACGAUAAAUUAUAUGAGACUCACAGGGACUGGGGUAGGCGCUUUCUGAGGUUAUUUCCACAGUAUAAUUCCUGGGACAACAUUAAGGAUCCAGAAAGACCGCUUGUUAUUGCAUAUGUGUCUCCUGAUUAUUUUACUCAUUCUGUGUCAUAUUUCAUUGAGGCACCAAUUAUCUAUCAUGACUAUGCAAACUACAAGGUGGUUGUCUACUCAGCAGUUGUGAAGGCAGACGCAAAAACAAACAGAUUCAGGGACAGAGUCCUGAAGAAUGGUGGAACCUGGAGGGACAUUUACGGGAUUGAUGAGAAAAAAGUAGCGAGCCUAGUUAGAGAAGAUAAAAUUGAUAUUUUGGUGGAACUCACUGGUCAUACUGCAAACAACAAGCUGGGAAUGAUGGCCUGCCGGCCUGCACCUGUUCAGGUGACAUGGAUUGGCUAUCCUAAUACAACUGGUUUGCCUACCAUCGAUUACAGGAUAACUGAUGCACUAGCCGACCCAGUUGACACGAAGCAGAAGCAUGUUGAGGAGUUGGUACGGUUACCUGACUCAUUUUUGUGCUACACCCCUUCCCCUGAAGCCGGGCCUGUGUCUCCAGCUCCUGCUCUAGCUAAUGGCUUUGUCACUUUUGGUAGUUUCAACAAUCUUGCAAAGAUAACACCUAAAGUGCUGCAAGUCUGGGCAAAGAUUCUAUGUGCAGUCCCAAAUUCUCGGCUUAUUGUCAAGUGCAAGCCGUUUUGCUGUGAUAGCGUAAGACAGCAAUUUCUUACAACUCUGGAGAAGUUGGGUUUGGACUCGCUACGUGUUGAUCUUCUGCCUCUAAUUAUUCUCAACCACGACCAUAUGCAAGCAUAUUCUUUAAUGGACAUAAGCUUGGAUACUUUUCCCUACGCAGGGACAACUACCACGUGUGAAUCGCUAUACAUGGGAGUGCCAUGUGUCACCAUGGGAGGUUCAGUUCACGCUCAUAAUGUUGGUGUGAGUCUUCUCAAAACAGUUGGCCUGAGUAAUCUGGUGGCAAAGAACGAAGACGAGUACGUGCAGAUGGCUGUGCAGCUGGCAUCUGACCUUAAUGCCCUUUCGAGCUUGAGAAUGAGACUUCGUGAUCUCAUGCUCAAAUCUCCCCUUUGUGAUGGAUCCAAAUUCACCAGGGGCCUCGAGUCGGCAUUCAGGAAUAUGUGGAGACGCUACUGUAAGGACGAUGUCCCGUCUCUAAGGCGUAUGGAGAUGGAACAAUUGUGCUCUCAACAGCCGCUGCUUGAUUCACAAAACGUUGCUCCCCAAGAAAUGCCUGGAAAAUUUAAUGCCAGUGCUAACUCACCUAUUAAGGCCAAUGGAUUCAAACCCGAGCAAAUGAAAACUUCCAGCCGUGAAGAAAACGGAUCGCUGUUGAAAAACUCAAGCUGA